CGAAGAAUCAAAUAAAAUUCGCUCAAUUCGUGAUUGCUGCUCACAACCAAACACGCGAGUGUGUUUGUGUGUGUGUUUACGCUUCUCACAUCGCCUGGUUGUCUGGAAAGAACAACAACAAUAAUGCACGAAAAAAGAGCUUCAGUCAGCGAUUUUGUUUUUGUUUUUUUUUGUAUUGUAUUUCCAACGAGCACAGCACACACCAAUACAAACACACUGGCUGAGCGCGGAGCGCUUUAAAACAGAAACUGAAAAAUUACAGUAGCCGAACAGCACUCAGAACAACAACACCCAGCUGAAAUUAUAUGGCAAGAGGCGAAGGCGAGCGCGAAUUAAAUUGGAAGGAAGUUGUGGAAAGUCUGGCUCUUUCCACGGGAAUAGUAACUAAAAAUUAGUAGAACCCCAAGAAGAAGAAGCAUCGAACUCAAGGCUAAACAAUUUGGAAAUAUAUCCCACGAAAAUUCAAGGAAAUCCCCGUUUUAUAUUCGCUGGGCGGAUAUAACUUAUCGGGCGAGUUAAUAUGGCGGCGCCUAUCGCAAAGUUAUCCGCUCUUGCUGUUGUUGUUGUUGCCACACUAGUGAUUUGUGGACAUACGAAAUCGGCAAGGGCCGAGGGAUGGAUGCACCCGAGCAUCCCCCAAAUGGAAGUGGACGCACUGCGCACCGAGUACAUUGCCCUGGAACGUGCCUUAUGGGAUUAUCUGGCCAAAACGGCCAAUAGCCAGAACAAUAAGGAAACGCAGAUAAGGAAAGUGUACGAAUCGCAUCGGGACUUCGAUUCGAAACCGCUAAUGGGUCGCCCCUUCGAAGAGCAUCGCUACGAGAUCCUCAAUCACUACGAAUGGUCACUGCUGGAAAGAGAUCUCAUCUAUAUCAGCAAGAUAUACGAGGCCUACAAGGACACCUUUGUCAAGCAAAGCAGCGACCAACUGGAUGAACUAGCCGUUUUGAACCUUGCCGGGGCAAUCCUGCGCAACGAUAAAACCGCCUCGAUGCCACGCAUCCUGCAGGAAAUCGAACGAGUGAUGGUCUCACAGACCCUCUACUACCGUGCCAUGAUAGUGUCCACCAAUCAGAUUUGCAAUACAAUGCAAUCAGCCCAACAGUUUAUUUACUCCCUAUAUGCGGACAUAGCCCUGACCGAACUAAAGGCCUACACCAUGAUGGAGUUCUCGUGGAUGAUGCUGCGUGUCUACGGCAAGGGCAACUACACCCAGGAGGCGGAACUUAUGCGAUCGGACUACGAGAAGAGGACGGAGCGCACACUGAAAGUGCUCAAGGAUGUGAUGCUGCGAGCGGAUCGUAUCGUAUAUCGCUGCGAUCCGGCGAAACAUGUACCGGGUGUGACCUACGAUGAGGUCACUCGUCUCCUGCAGGGCUACAUCGAGAACGAGGUGGAUUUGAAUAACGAGGAAACCUGCCGAGAAACCUGCGGCUUCUAUCAGUCCACCCGCAGCGAGGGCUGCUUUAAGGAUCUCUACUGUUCCCGCCAGCCGAAAUGCACGGGUCGCCUGUACAACUGCCAGUUCGUCGACUCCGACAUGUGGGUGUGUCCAUCGCCACAGAACAGCACCAGGCGCUACGAGUUCAUCGAGUACGAGAACGGACGCGUCCUUGGCCAGCGGGGUAGAUGCACCAGGGGCACCACCAAGGUGGACAGCUGGUGGCGUUACCUCCUCUGGCACUGCAGCUACUGCUUCUGCCUGUGCGAUGAGCAGGGUCUCAAGUCGGAUCGGUUCUUCAACCUGCGGGACACUAUCGCCGAUGUGAAGCGCAACAGAAUCGUGACUGGCUUGCGUUUUGUGAAGAAAAACCGCAUUUUCCACCUGCAAAUCCAGGAGGGCGAACUCCUGCCACGUGGUGCCAUCAAUCAAAGCACUCUGGAGUGGAAGCCAGUUGAGAACUACAACUUCUUCGAUCGUGAUGUGAAAAAGGGUGUUGACUAUCACAUGUUGAGCUACGAGAGUCGCUCCAUUGAUCUGGAUGAUGUGGACACGGAUGACAAUAGCUUUGUUAUCACCGGCGUGAGAUUCCGUGUGAUAGGCACCCAUCUGAACUUGGAGGCUUACUACAGCGAGUUCGACUUUAAGACGGGUCAGCUCAUCCAGCCGGAGAGCAACAGCUAUUGGAAGUCCAACGAUAAUACCGAUGUCAGCGGGGCCCGCAGAGAAAAACUGCGCCUGGAUAACGCCGACGUGUCCACGCGGACGAUCACCCACUCAAUACCUCUGUCACGCCACAACCAGUGCAUCGACUUCACCAACACGGGACUUGACAAGGAUGCCGCCCAGAGCACUGUGCCCUUUAUUGACAUCCAGGACGUGAUCUCGAAUCCGCCAGUACCACUGGCCGGCAUUGGCAUCUACUACAAGGGCCGCAACGGCUACGGCGGCUUCCUGGGCCCCAAGAUCAUCACCUACGAUUUUACGCCCCACGUUCAGGUGCCAAGGAAGAAGUACUAGGCCGAUGAGAAAGAGUCGAAGAGGCGGUGCUGUUCCAUCCCGCACAUAUGUCAUAGCUUUCUUAGUUUUACACUACCUAUCAAUACACACUUGCAAUUACUGUCGCGUAGUCUAAGUGAGAUCGGAGGAGAACGAAGCGCAAGAGACGCAGAAUCGGGCAAGACAAGAUAUAACUAAAAUUAUACUGAAAUUUAGCCAUAACAAAAAAUCAAAUAAAGAGAAUCUGAAUCUGAGAACCCAGAGAACCGAA
This is a messenger RNA of Drosophila subpulchrella, 2711 nucleotides long. RefSeq lists its product as uncharacterized. Bases 521 to 2461 code for a protein of 646 amino acids. The record is from RefSeq and is a predicted model, not a curated record. Lineage: Eukaryota; Metazoa; Arthropoda; Insecta; Diptera; Drosophilidae. The transcript is spliced from 6 exons.